Molecule: messenger RNA, 4767 nt
Organism: Phycomyces blakesleeanus NRRL 1555(-)
Lineage: Eukaryota; Fungi; Mucoromycota; Mucoromycetes; Mucorales; Phycomycetaceae
Exons: 3
Coding region: 1-4767 (1588 amino acids)
Molecular function (GO): protein binding
Source: RefSeq, a predicted model, not a curated record
AUGGGCGUCCAAGUAAGCCGAGACCUCUUCUUGGACAAUCAUCGCCAGACUUUACGCUACAGUAGUUCUGAGGUUCGCCAGAGAGUCUUUCAUUCACUGGAUCCCUCAACCCACCUUGUUCAAGUCUAUCUUCAAAAGCUCCGUCUCUCUGAUCUACUACCCACAGAUCCACCACUCCCAGACUUACUGUGUUCCCGCCCUCGUCCCCAAAACACAUUUCAUUCUAUUCAAUCCACUGGUUUGUCCUCUCCCUCAUGUAGCUUAUCAAUCCCUUCCGUAUCUUCAUCUCUCUCGUCAGGCCAUUCUAUGACCACAACAAACACUACCACAACUGCUGCCACAAGCAACAUUUCUUCUAGUCUUCAAGGAAAUAUUACUCGAUUGACACCACGAGUAUCACAAUUGCGGGCACCGAGUGAAUUUGAACGAUUGUUCUUGCUUGCCCAUGCAGGUCAUAUCGAGGCAUUUUACCCACUCGGUUUAUGCUAUCUUCAUGGUUGGACACCCGACCACCAUGCAGAUUUUAUAGAAGCUUUGGCAUGGUUUGAACAAGCAGCUGACAAACAAGAUGAUUCAUCGGUAAGGGCUAUGGCACAGUACCAAGUUGGAAUUCUACUUGCUAUUGGCAAUGGUAUACGUCCCAAUAUACCAAAGGCACUCGAAAUAUUACAUAUGGCGGCUAUUAUUAAUCCACAAGCUCAAUACGCUCUCGGACUGUAUUGCGAGCGAGAUCUAUUAACGCUGGUUCCCUCGGUGGAUCGAAGAAUGCGGGCCCGCACGUGGUACGAAAGAGCAGCUAAGCAAGGUCUGUCUGAUGCCCAGACUGGGCUUGCGAUGCUUUUGCUUCAGUAUGUUGACACAUGGGUUGAUGAAUCAUUGCUCUUGUCCGCUGAAGACCAGCGUCAGGUUUUGGUGAAAAGUGCAAUACACUGGCUUACUCUUGCCUCCGAACAGGACAAUAUAAGAGCUUUGCUGCAACUCGGAUCUCUUUACGAACAAGGCGACCAUGUACCACAAAAUCAUCGCAAAGCCUUAUGCUGUUACGAGCAAGCAGCAUCCAUAAAACAGGCGUCAUCUAACGCUACGGCCUUAGCUCACUAUUUGGUAGGCAUAAACUACCGCUUUGGGCAACUGGGGACGACGGUGGAUCUGUCGCGUGCCCUUGACCACCUCGGACAAUCCGCAAAUAAAGGCUAUGCUCCAGCACAACGCGCGCUUGGGAUGAUGUAUGCAGAAGGUAUUGGGGUAUCUUGCGACAAGCAACAAGCACAUGCUUUGUAUACCAAGGCAGCAUGCCAGGGAGAUCUGCGGGCCCUGGGGCUCCUAUGCCAGCAACGUGGCCAGGGUCGCGACUGUCUUAUUGGCCUCGAAGAUGCCCUUGCUCUCUAUGGCGUGGCCGCACAAGCCGGCUCUAUUACCUUUCAAAUGGUCCUGGCAGAUAUUUAUCAACAGCAGGAGAAGUGGUCGGAUGCCUUUUUUUGGUAUAAACGCGCAUCUAAAGAGAGCGAUAUUACUGUCAAUAUGAUUUAUGGUGACAUUGCUCUUGCUACAGAAAAUGUUUUGAGAAGCAAGAAACUCUUGAAUACAACUGUGUAUGAAGAACGCCAAAGACAAAAGGCUCGAUUAAUGGUUGGACGCUACCGAAUAUUGGGCCUGUGUACUCCAAAGGACCCUGGAGCUGGCUUUAAUCAACUAUUGACAUUGGCAAAUGAAGGCUAUGAUGAAGCAUAUUAUUGGCUUGGUGCGUGUUACGAAGAAGGUGUUCGGAAUGAUCACAGGCGGCAUAAAGAUUUUGUCGUUCAGCCUUGUCUGACACGCGCGUUUGAUUAUUACAAAAAAAGUGCGCUCAUGGGUCACGUAGACGGUCAAUUCCAGACAGCACUCAUGUUGGCCAAUGGACUAGUGCAGAACAACAAGAUUAUUUUGAAAAAGAAUGGCGUCGAAGCAUUUUUAUGGUAUACCAAGGCAGCUGAGAGUGGCCACUGCACAGCUCUUUAUAGUCUCGGUCUCUAUUACCUUUAUGGUAUGGCCCCAUUAACACAAAUCGAUCAUCGCAGGGCUCAAUCGAUUUUUGAGCAGGCAGCCAAACAGAAUAACCCUGACGCCAUGGUGCAACUCGCUAAAAUUCUACUCGACCCUAUCUCAAACUACCCCUCUCGUCAUCCUGAAGCUAUUGCAUGGCUCAAAAAGGCGGCCGAUGAACAUCACAAUCCAGAAGGUUUAUGUGCAAUGGCCCAAGUGUACGAGACUGGUCGUGGGCUUAGUCCAUUAAAUACACCCGAGGAGCAAACGGAGCGACACCGUGCCGGUUUUUGUUUAUUGGAAGAAGCCGCCUCCCGAGGAUUCCCCAAGGCCUGGUGUGAGAUUGCUCGUUAUCAUGAACACGGCUGGUCCGUCCCUCGCAGUACCGUCACUGCUCUUGAAUGCUUGGAAAAAGCGGAGAAACUAGGUUAUGCAAAGGCUGGUCUGUUAUGGGCAGAUUUACUGGAAAGUACUGGGAAAAGCACUGGGCUUGCUCACUAUGAUCGGCUGAUUACCCAACACCCAUUAUUGAGUCAAGUUGGCUGGUUGGCUCGUUUGGCUAAAGCAAAGCUAAUAUUGAAAGGCAGGGGAAGCACUGAGGAUGAACGAGAGGUACGGUCGUAUCUGCGUGACAUGACAGAACAAAACGCAAAGAAGGAGGCUUUGGUGGAGCCGUUUGAAAUGUUGGGUGCAUUGUGUGAAACACAAAACCUAGACCUGGAGGCCAUGACGUGGUACGACGCUGCCCUAGAUACGCUACAUCCUGCAACACAUUGGAUACAGAUACGCGCACGGUUUCACCUUGCAAAACUAUGCGUUAGACAUCAAUUGAACUCCAAAGCAUUGGGGCUUGCAAGGCAGCUAGAGCCUUUUUUAACAGAUAUGAACCAGCACAAUUCAGAAACUCGUCGCCAAGCACGGGAGACCCGUUAUUUACUUGGAUGCUUACUGGAAACUUCGGAUCCAGUCUCCGCCAAGCGGUGGUUCUGUCAGGCUGCAGACGAGGGUGAGGGAGCGGCUGCGUACAUGCUUGCCAAAAUGGCUAUAGACAAUGGUAAAGAAGAGGAGGCAAAGGAGCGAUACGAACAAGGCGUCUCUGCGGGACAUGCAUCCUGCAUGCGAGCAUAUGCCCUCUUAUUGGCUCAGGAAAAUUUCCAAAACGGAGGGUGGGACGGACGUGAGACGAUCGAAUGGCUCGAACGUGCUGCUCACUUGGGUGAUGUUGAAUCUCUUGUUGAGUUAGGAAACAUCUAUCAACAAGGUAUUUGGGUUGAUAAAGUAGAAGCAGAUCGUGCACUUGCUUUUUUCCUAUCAGCAGCUCAACAUGGUAAUUCUCUCGCCAUGGUCAGGGCAGCAGAACUCUACCACUGCAGGGAGGAUUAUCGUGAAGCAGCAGCAUGGUUUAGUAAAGCAGAUACACGCCUGGCGCAGGUUAUGCUCGCCUCCUAUCGCCUCCAAGGCCAUGCCUUGCAGCAGGAUGACCUCUUGGGAUUCUUGGAUCUAUGUCAUGCCACUCGCUCUCCGCCGGUUCUGAAGGAUGGAGAUGAUAUUAAAGCAUAUGGCGUGGGGUGCUAUUUAUUGGGCCAAUGUUAUGAAUUCGGCCGAGGGACUGGAUCCUUGUCAAACGUGAGCGAAGCCAGAAAGUGGUACCAAAAGGCGGCCAAUACAGCUCGGCAUACAGACGCAAUGUGGCGACUUGGUGUGAUUUGCAGUGAUGAAAAAGUCUCCUUGGAGUGGUAUAGGAAAGCAGCCGAACAAGGACAUUGUGAAUCACAGUAUCAGAUGGGUCUGUACCAUGGCCAGGGGUGCGCAGGUCUUGACCAGAACACGGUUGCAGGCCGUAAAUACCUCGUCAAGGCAGCCAGGCAGGGUCAUGCCAAAGCCAAAUAUGAGCUCGCACGUGUGCUUUUUAGCCAGGGAGACUACUACACUGCAGUUCAACUCUACCGAGACGCCACCCUUCAAAAGGUUCCCGAAGCACUUCGGGAACUUGGACAUCUCUAUCACCAAGGGCUGUAUUCAAAGACUAACACUAUAUUACCGCAAAGUUACACAACUGCAUUUGAGCUUUAUUAUGAUUCCGCAUUAUUGGGUGAUGGUAUGGCAGCAUUAAUGGUUGGUUCGUACUUUGAGAAUGGAUAUGCUGAGUCAAUCGAAAAAGACAGCACUAAAGCAUUGGAAUGGUACGAGACUGCCUCCGAAUUCAAUUGUGGGCCAUUGGCAGAUUUGGCUAUUGGCAAUAUAAAACACACAAUGGCAGAAAAAAUAGAAGAUUCUACAGAAGCUGACACUUGGCGUGAUGAAGCCUAUAAGCGGUUCUUGGCAGCCUCUCAGCAAGAUGGAUCCCAACGGGAGGAUGCUAGUUUGAUGGUAGGCUUAUAUCAUCUUCAUGGAUGGGGUCACAGUCAACCUAAAGAUCCGGAUCGAGGGUUCAAAUGGCUGUUUUCUAUGGCCCAGCGAGGAGACAUUGGAGCAUUUGUACAAGUAGCCAAGUGCUAUGAGAAAGGGUUUGGUGUAGAACAAGAUAUGCGCAAGGCUUUAGCAUAUUGGGAGAUGGCAGCGGAAUUGGAGGACAAGGAAGCUCUUUUGCGAUUGGGCGAUUAUCAUCAACAAGGUUUGGUAGGCCCAGUAGAUCUGGUCAAAGCACGACAAUACUCUGCCUUUGCGGAAGCACUCGAUACUACAACACGGUCUGAAACCUCUUAUUCGCCCCCGCCGUCUUCUUUGUCGAUUUCUUCAUACUAA